UCGCCAUGGCAAUUCUCUUGGCAGCUUCCUAACUGUCGCCUUUUUUAUACAUUUUACACGAGUUUUUCUAAUAUCAGCGCCUAGAACAUAGAUAUAGUGUGUGCGUGCGUGUGCUAUGAUGUAACUACGGCGCGCGAAGACCGCCGUAAGAUCGUCGUUGAACGCAUAGAACGCGGGCGGACCUAGCCACGUUCCGAGUCUCUGAAAAGCGACACAGGUGCGUACCGACAGUGGCAUCCCGUGGAGGGAUGUACGAAGUUUCCGUGCAGUAGCGACCGACGUAGCACGUGGCACGCUGCGACGGUGGUGUUAAGUGUGCAGUGAUCACGGGUGGUCGAGGGAAGGCGGGAAAGAAGGUGGUCAAUAUGACUCCUAUCUUCCUCGUCGUGUUGCUGGCGAUUGACCCGAUUAUCGCGCAGAAUACCGGUCCGCCGACGAUCCUGGUGAAGCCACAAUCGCAGCAGGUAAAGGCAGGCGGGAUAGCGAGCUUCUACUGCACUGCGGAAGGAGCACCGCCGCCCCAGAUACAUUGGCGAAAGAACGGCAAAAAAAUCUCACAAUCCCAGUCCCGGUACGUGGUGCACCAGUAUGAAAAUGGUGCUUUACUGCGGAUCGAACCUGUCAAGCCGUCGCGCGACAAUACCAACUACGAGUGCCUAGCUGAGAACGGAGUCGGCGACGCUGUUUCAGCCGAGGCGACGCUCACCGGUUACGAAACGGAGAAUCUACCGAUGGGUUUUCCGAUGAUCACUCAAGCGCCAACGACGAAGGUAGUCGAGAUGGGUCACAACGCUGUCCUUCUUUGCACUGCGGUUGGAUCCCCGACGCCCAUCAUCUCCUGGGUACGAGAUAUGCUGCCUAUCGAUACGUCAAAUCCACGAUACACGGUUCUGGAUUCCGGUGCUUUGCAGAUCACCGAAUCCGACGUAAGCGAUCAAGGAAAAUACGAAUGCGUUGCUAACAAUUCCGUAGGCACAGAGUACUCCAAGUCAACUACGUUAUACGUAAAAGUACGUCGUGUUUCACCAAGCUUCUCGAUUCCUCCACCGACGGUGAGCGAGGUGAUGUUAGGCGGUUCGCUGAAUCUCACUUGUGUCGCCGUGGGUGCGCCCAUGCCCUACGUCAAAUGGAGAAAGGACCCAGCAACCGAUUUGACGCCGGAAGACAACUUGCCAGUUGGCAAAAAUGUCUUGAUGCUGAUUGACAUCAAAGAGUCCGCCAAUUACACAUGCACGGCCGCCAGCGAUCUCGGUGUAAUUGACGCAACCACAAUGGUGAAAGUUCAAUCUCUUCCCGGUCCACCGGAGAACGUUCAAGUGUCCGACAUCACUGCGACGUCGGUGAAGCUGAGCUGGUCCUACAAAGGACCGGAUGAGCUGCAGUAUUACGUAAUUCAGCAUAAACCGAAGCAUGUGAACCAGGCAUAUGCCGAGAUAUCUGGUAUCACGACGAUGUACUACCAUGUUAGGAGUCUCAGUCCUUAUACGGAGUACGAGCUCUACGUUAUAGCCGUGAACAGCAUCGGGCGUGGUCCCCCAAGUGCCCCGGUGAUAGUCACCACUGGUGAAACAAAACCCGGUACAGCACCGCGGAAAGUUCAAGUACGGCCGUUGAGCUCCAGCACGAUGGUCAUACAGUGGGAUGAACCGGAAACUCCGAACGGUCAAGUGACGGGAUACAAAGUGUAUUACACAACGGAUUCGAAUCAACCCAUGGCGUCGUGGCAAUACCAGAUGGUAGAUAACAGCCAGUUGACAACCAUCUCGGAGCUGACGCCGCAUACGAUUUAUACCAUAAGAGUCCAGGCGCUUACGAGCGUCGGUCCUGGACCUCUUAGUCUGCCGGUGCAAAUCAAAACACAGCAAGGGGUACCGAGUCAACCCGAAAUGCUAACGGCGGUCGACAUCGGGGAGACCAAAGUAACGCUCCAAUGGAGCAAGCCCGCUCAUAGCGCUGAGAAUAUUCUCAGCUAUGAGCUGUAUUGGAAUGACACUUACGCAAAGGAAAAGCAUCAUCGCAGGAUACCGGUCACCGAGAACUAUACUUUGACCGGCCUAUAUCCGAACACCUUGUACUACGUAUGGCUGGCUGCGAGGAGUCAAAGAGGAGAGGGUGCCACGACGAUACCGUAUCCGGUUCGCACCAAACAGUACGUCCCCGGGGCUCCGCCUCGCAAUGUAACCGGCAAAGCGAUCAGCCCGACUUCUAUAUUGGUAUCGUGGGAACCGCCGGCCGCUGAACGCUCCAACGGGAGGAUCACCUACUACAGGCUGCAAGUCGUCGAGAGCGGUCGCUCUGACUCCGAGGCGAGGAAUAUCAAACUGAAUGACACGCGUUUCGUGUUGGACGAGCUCAAAAAGUGGACCGAGUAUCGGAUCUGGGUAUUGGCCGGGACCAGAGUAGGUGACGGGCCUCCGAGUUAUCCUAUCUCGGUCAGAACUCACGAGGACGUGCCGGGGGAUCCUCAGGACGUCAAAGUCACGCCGAUCAACUCGACGACGAUACACGUCGAGUGGAAGCCGCCGAAAACAAAAGAGCAGAACGGCGUCAUACGGGGAUAUCACAUACACGUGCAAGAAGUGAGGGAAGAGGGGAAAGAUCUACUGAAUGAACCGAUACGUCGAGACGUGCACGAAGGCGUGUUAGAAGUGAACAUCACCGGACUGCAACCGGACACGAGAUACUCGGUACAAGUGGCAGCGUUGACGAGAAAAGGAGACGGGGACCGUUCAGUACCGAUACACGUUAGGACCCCGGGCGGUGUACCAAAUAGACCACAGGUCAACGUAAAAGUCCUGAGUAGAGGCCCUGAUGUCUUGGAGCUUGAAUGGGGCCAGCCUACUCAAACCUACGGUAAUCUGUUGGGAUACCGUAUUCGAUACGGUAUAAAGAAUCAAACGCUUAAAGAAGAAUUUAUCGAGGAUACGCGUCAGCAUACAUACAAAAUCACGGAUCUUGGAGAACAAGGCGUUGAUUACGAGUUCAGAGUAGCGGGCAAAAAUGACAUCGGUUUCGGCCAAGAGACCGUACGGUACUGGUUCAGUCCGGAAGGCGAGCCAACUGGACCACCAACGAACCUUUCGUACUUCUUUCAAACUCCCGACACUGUGUGCGUGACCUGGGACAAACCGCUUCGGCAGCACAGAAACGGACAAAUAAUCGGAUACGAUGUACAGUUUAACAAAAAGAACGAUCACUCUACCACUAUAGAUAGAAACACGACUAAAACGAGAGCGGUAUUCACGAACCUAGAGGAGAACACUGAAUACGUCUUUCAUGUGCGAGCGCACACGUCGCAAGGCAGCGGUCCGUACUCCGAGAAAAUCACGAUAAUGACGGAAAAGGACAUUGGCCGAGCUCCGAUGUCCGUAAGAGCGGUGGCCACAUCGGAUUCCAGCGUGGAGGUAUGGUGGGAGCCAGUACCCAACAGAGGAAAGAUCGUCGGUUAUCAGAUUUUCUACACAACGACCGCCGUGGAAGAUCUCGAUGAAUGGAAGCAGAAGAUCGUCGGUCUGACAGAAUCGGCGGAUCUUAUCAAUCUGGAAAAGUUUACGCAGUACGCUAUAACAGUAGCGGCACGUUACAAGACUGGUCUCGGAAGACUCAGCGAAAAAGUCACAGUUAAGGUGAAGCCAGAAGACGUACCGUUGAAUCUCAGAGCACCGGAUUCGUCAACGCAUUCGAUGUCUCUUUCCUGGACUCCGCCCAUAAGACUGACUCCACUAAAGUACAAAGUUUCAUUUGAUGCUGUUAAAGAGUUCGUGGAUUCUCAAGGUAUAACGCAGACGCAACUCGUGCCCCGCAGGCAGAUUCUAUUGGAACCUCAAAUCACAAGUACAACGAUAAAUGAACUGCAACCGUUUACCACCUAUAACGUCAACGUGAGCGCUGUACCGCGCGACGGUCAGUACAGACCGCCGGCGAAGAUUACAGUCACUACGCAGAUGGCUGCGCCCAAGCCGAUGGUAAAGCCGGACUUCUACGGUGUGGUUAACGGCGAGGAGAUUCAAGUUAUUCUGCCGCAAGCUUCCGAGGAGUAUGGUCCAAUCUCACAUUAUUAUCUCAUCGUUGUACCAGAGGAUAAAAGCACGGCCGAUAAGCAGCCAGAUGAAUUGACGGAGGAUAUGAUCAGUGGAAAAGGUGCCAAGCAGGAAAGAGAAAACGCGCCCUAUAUCGCAGCUAAGUUUCCACACAGAGACAUUCCAUAUACGUUCCAUUUAGGCAGCGGAGACAUCUACGAGGGAUACGAAAACCGGAAGCUCACUAAAAAUAAGCGAUACAGAAUAUUCGUACGAGCCGUAGUCGAUACUCCGCGAAAGCAUUUAUACACGUCGUCACCGUUUUCUGAAUAUUUAUCUCUGGACAUGAGGGAAGUACCUCCCGGCGAGCCACCACGUCGGCCGAAUCCCAACACGCCUUCCGACGGAAAUCCGGAAGUGUCCGUAAAAACUAGUGGUCAAGAACCAGGGAUGGUAUGGGUAGUUGGUCCUAUAAUCGCGGCAUUGAUGGUUAGCGUUUGCCUUGUGCUUCUAUUCGUCAUUAAAAAACGAAGACAGCCAUGUAAAGCGCCGGAUCAAGCAGCCGUCACACGACCACUCAUGGCAGCAGAUAUAAGUUCCAAUCACGCACCAUCGGACCCGGUGGAAAUGCGACGAUUAAAUUUCCAAACUCCUGGCAUGAUCUCACACCCGCCGAUUCCUAUUAGCGAACUAGGCAAUCACAUAGAACGUCUGAAAGCGAAUGACAAUCUGAAGUUCAGUCAAGAAUACGAGUCGAUAGAACCUGGCCAACAAUUCACGUGGGACCAUUCCAAUAUGGAAAUCAAUGCAUCGAAGAAUCGUUAUGCCAAUGUAAUUGCGUACGAUCACUCGCGAGUUAUACUUCAAACAGUUGAUGGUAUGCCGGGUUCCGAUUACAUCAACGCCAAUUACUGCGACGGUUACAGAAAACAGAAUGCAUACGUGGCUACCCAAGGACCAUUGCAGGAGACAUUCGGGGACUUUUGGCGUAUGUGUUGGGAGUUACGUACCAGUACGAUCGUGAUGAUGACAAAGUUGGAAGAGAGAACAAGGAUAAAAUGCGAUCAAUAUUGGCCUACCAGGGGAUCGGAGACUUAUGGACAGAUGACCGUGACCAUCAGCGAUAUUCAAGAACUGGCGACCUAUUGUAUUCGUACAUUCCAAGUUUGUCGAAUUGGCUAUUCCGAGCGGCGGGAGAUAAAACAGCUGCAAUUCACAGCCUGGCCUGAUCAUGGCGUACCAGAACACCCUGCACCGUUCUUGCAAUUCUUGCGCAGAGUUAGAUCCCUCAAUGUACCCGAUAGUGGUCCAUUGGUGGUACACUGUAGCGCGGGCGUAGGAAGAACUGGCUGUUUCAUAGUUAUAGACUCGAUGUUGGAAAGGAUCAAACACGAGAAGAUGAUCGACAUUUAUGGCCACGUCACGUGUCUACGUGCUCAAAGGAAUUACAUGGUACAGACCGACGCUCUGCUGGAGGCGGUGAUUUGCGGCAAUACAGAAGUACCGGCCAGAAAUCUACAUUCUCAUAUUCAGAAGCUCAUGCAACCGGAGAUCGACAAUAUAACUGGAAUGGAAUUGGAAUUCAAGAAGCUUUCCAAUAUCAAGGCUGAUUCAACUAGAUUUAUAUCCGCGAAUCUACCGUGUAACAAACACAAAAACCGACUGGUCCAUAUUCUGCCUUAUGAGUGCACCAGAGUAUGCCUACAACCGCAGCGUAAUAUCGAGGGAUCUGAUUACAUAAACGCGAGUCUGAUUGAUGGAUAUCGCUAUCGGGGUGCUUACAUAGCUACGCAAGGUCCUUUAUGCGACACUACUGACGAUUUCUGGCGUAUGCUUUGGGAGCAUAAUUCUACGAUCGUCGUUAUGUUGACGAAACUGAAAGAGAUGGGCAGAGAGAAAUGUCAUCAAUAUUGGCCGUCCGAUCGAUCUAUUCGUUAUCAAUGCUUCGUCGUGGAUCCGAUCGCGGAGUACAAUAUGCCGCAGUAUAUUUUACGAGAGUUCAAGGUGACGGACGCGCGCGACGGAGCGAGUCGCACAGUCAGACAAUUCCAGUUCAUCGACUGGCCGGAACAGGGUGUACCGAAAUCCGGUGACGGUUUCAUCGACUUUAUUGGACAGGUGCACAAAACGAAGGAGCAAUUCGGCCAGGACGGACCGAUCACCGUGCAUUGCAGCGCCGGCGUAGGAAGGACGGGUGUCUUUAUAACGCUUAGCAUCGUUUUGGAGCGAAUGCAGUACGAAGGUGUGGUCGACAUAUUCCAGACUGUGAGAAUAUUACGCACGCAACGUCCAGCUAUGGUUCAAACCGAGGAUCAAUAUCAGUUCUGCUAUCGGGCUAGUUUGGAAUAUUUAGGCUCCUUCGAUCAUUACGCCAACUGACAAGCCGACACUCGCGAGCAGAGGGAUCUGUCGAGGGACAAACGAGACCGGCAAAGAGUCGAGAGAGAUAUCGAGAGAGCAAAAAUACGACGUGUCUAGUACAAUAAAGUCGUAUGACAUACUCGUACCUUCCAAGGACAAAUACAGUAGUAAUGCGAUUACUAGUGUCGUGGGCAGUUAAUAUAGAGAUGAAAUGUUUAGUCAAUGGUGUUGCAGUAAAUGCAAAUGCACCGGAAAUUUUCACUUCUGAUAUAUGUAAAUGUGCGGAAUCGUACUGAAGAGCAUUCGGUUUAGGCUAAUCUCUUUUUAGAAACUAGAUUUAAAAGUUCCCCUGCGGUGACGCGAGUUAAAACUGCCGUUUAGAAAUACGUACAAUACACGUGGUUACACGGGCGAUCGUGUCGUACGAUGUCACGUAGAUAUGUUCUCUUUUUUAUGCUUCUUAAUUUCCAAGCAUUUACGUCAAAGAAUCAAUCAGCCAAGUACGACGAUGUAAUCAAAAUUAUGUACCGUCAUCGCGUAGGAUAUCAUAUUCGCGAAUUAGUGAAUUGGAACAUAUCCCAUUAUUAAGUCGAUCAUUCGCAAAAGCAUUUUUUAACGUCUAAAUCUAAUUUUAAGAUAGACUGAAGAUAUCGACCAUAUCUCUCUCCUACUCGAAACAUAGUGCAUUUUCUGUGCAUAGUAUCUCUUACAAACUGAGACAGUGAAGAUCAAAAUCUUUCCUAUUUAUUGAGGAUAAGAGUGCUUCCUUCAACGAGGCGAAUUACAUAGAGGAACGAGAUGGUCUCGACGUCGACAUCCAUGUUUGUGAGAGAAACAGAGUAUUGAAAUGCAUGAUCAAUUGCAUGUACGAAAUGCACAUUGUGAAAAACAAGAACCUACCGUACGUGGGAUAUUCCACGAGUACUUACUAAUGUAGAAAGAAAAAUGGAUCGAAAAAGCAGUCAAGUAACUUUCUUUAGCCACUAUAAAAUAAAGAAAGAGAGAGAUGAAAAUUUCCGCUCACAACAAAAAAAAUUGCCAUACUGCCAAAUUGACAAUUAUUAAUGCUGUACUCACUAUGAACAGUAGAGAUCUUCUCAUUAUGAUAAUGUUAGAUAGAUUAUAAGAAAUUGUUUUAAGGAUAGAUUAAGUGAUGCCAUUAGGGAAAUGAGGAUGAAAGAAGGACCCGAAUGAAAGAAGGAUGAAAGGAAACGGUGCCUAUUCAAUGAAAGGUGCGCAAGUGAAUUUGCGCACGUUUCUAUAAAAGAAGAAAAAAAACUAAUUUAAAUAGAAGCACUGUAUGUUGAAUUCGUGUACUGUUCUCCCAAGCCCUCGAUACCCUUAUGUACAAAGUUCCAACAUAGCUUCUACCUCGAAUAUUUCUAAUUGCCUUUCGAAUAUAUUGAAAUGGAUAAUUACAAAUUCAAUUAUUAGUUCAAUGUUUUUUUAGCUUACGAGUAUCUUAUUAAAAUCAAAUUUACGCUGAGUUCAUACUAUGCAUUAAAUUAUCGACGUUUGUAAUAUAAAGUUUUUCUUUUUCAAAUGCCAGAUCAAUGCCAAGAACGUACAAUGAAGAACAUCGCUACAUGAUAUAUUUGUUAUGGUGAAAAUAUUUAAUCUGGUAAUUUUAUAAAAUUUUUGAUAAUUUUACAGAA
Mycetomoellerius zeteki is the source of this 8035-nucleotide messenger RNA. It is a transcript of the gene Lar, whose product is annotated as tyrosine-protein phosphatase Lar. Gene Ontology annotation, molecular function: protein binding; protein tyrosine phosphatase activity. The record is from RefSeq and is a predicted model, not a curated record. NCBI's taxonomy places the organism in Eukaryota, Metazoa, Arthropoda, Insecta, Hymenoptera, Formicidae. Gene Ontology annotation, biological process: protein dephosphorylation.